Rhineura floridana is the source of this 1862-nucleotide messenger RNA. It is a transcript of the gene PHB1, whose product is annotated as prohibitin 1. Gene Ontology annotation, cellular component: membrane; mitochondrion. The record is from RefSeq and is a predicted model, not a curated record. NCBI's taxonomy places the organism in Eukaryota, Metazoa, Chordata, Lepidosauria, Squamata, Rhineuridae. Gene Ontology annotation, biological process: mitochondrion organization. Bases 155 to 973 code for a protein of 272 amino acids. The transcript is spliced from 7 exons.
GGUGCGAGCCAAUCCCAGGACGUUUCGGGCGCAUAGAUUGUGCGUAAGAGCAGCGGGACCAGGUGGCUUGGCUGGGCAUUUAUGUGGAGGUCAGCGUUGUGCUGGGAGGUUUGACUUUCUUGGCAACGCAGAAGCAACAUUUGAGUUGACACGGAUGGCUACCAAGAUCUUUGAGACAGUCGGCAAACUCGGCCUGGGGUUGGCGAUUGCUGGCGGAGUUGUCAACUCUGCUCUCUAUAAUGUUGAUGCAGGCCAUAGGGCUGUCAUCUUUGACCGGUUCCAAGGCGUUCAGGACAUUGCGGUGGGAGAAGGGACCCAUUUUCUUAUUCCCUGGGUGCAGAAGCCAAUCAUCUUUGACUGUCGUUCUCGCCCACGUAAUGUUCCUGUAAUCACCGGGAGCAAAGAUCUACAGAAUGUGAACAUCACACUGCGAAUCUUGUUCAGGCCAGUGACUAAUCAGCUUUCCCGGAUUUAUACUACUAUCGGCGAGGAUUAUGACGAGCGGGUGUUGCCUUCCAUCACAACUGAGAUCCUCAAAUCUGUGGUGGCUCGUUUUGAUGCUGGCGAGUUGAUCACGCAGAGAGAACUAGUUUCCAGGCAAGUGAGUGAAGACCUCACAGAAAGAGCAGCAACAUUUGGCCUCAUAUUAGACGAUGUUUCCUUGACGCAUCUGACUUUUGGAAAGGAGUUCACAGAAGCAGUAGAAAUGAAGCAAGUAGCCCAGCAAGAGGCAGAGAGGGCCAGGUUCAUUGUGGAAAAGGCAGAGCAGCAGAAGAAAGCUGCUAUAAUCUCAGCUGAGGGGGAUUCGAAGGCAGCUGAGCUCAUCGCCACUUCACUGUCUUCUGUGGGCGACGGCCUCAUUGAAUUGCGCAAACUUGAGGCAGCUGAAGACAUUGCUUACCAGCUCUCACGGUCCCGUAACAUCACCUACCUGCCAUCAGGACAGUCGGUGCUGCUCCAGCUACCCCAAUGAGUGCCCUCUCUGUCCCCAUCCAUGUUUUUUCUACUAUUUCCUUGAAACUUAACAGAUUAGCCAAAAGUAUAUAAUCACUGAGAAUUUUCAAUUUGGGGUUGACAAAUAUCAAGAAAUCCAAAUCUAAUAGAUUGGAAAUCCCUUAAUCUAACUAAGGCAAUCAAUCUCCCUUUCUUGUUCUAGAAUGUUAUUUUUAGCAGAUCAGUCCUUGGAAUAAAAGCUGUAAAGGAGUGGGGAUUAAGAGGGGAAGGAUUUUGUGUGUGUGUGCACCGGAGGCAACUUCUAUUUUAGCAGGACCUUGCUAUAUCAGUUCAUUAUAGGCAAACUGUGGUCUCUAUAAUCAGCACUAGGACAACUUUGGCUCGCUGCUGUUUAUGGAAAAGAGAAGGGGAGCUUUUCCACUUACUCUCCUGCCAAAUCCAAUAUUGUAUAGGGACAUAAUCAACUUUAAGUAGUGAUCUAGCUCCAAAUUCCCAGUUCUACAGCACUGCAACAGGGCAGAUUAUAACACCUGAUAUGGUUUCAGCUCUAAGAGUAGAAGGUUCCCACAUGUGGAAUAGCAGUACUUCUGGCCUUCACAUUAAAAAAUUCCAUUCUUGGGACAGCCCUCUCCUCUCCUCUCUGGCUUGUCUACACAGUUGCUACCCAUUGUGCAGAAAAGCACUGAUUUUGCAAGCAGCAGGCCUCUUUCACAUGUCUCAAGAUCAUACUUUAAAAAGGGGUAUGCAGGCUUAUUCCACUGAUAGCCUGAUGCUGGUCACAUUCACAAGUGUGUUAUCAGGACUCGUUUAAAGUAAUGAAAAGAUGUUCACUUAGCAAUGAAGCUGCAAAAGAUGAGAUUGUAUUAACCAGCUUUCAAUUAAUGAACAAAUAAAACAUACCUUCUUAA